Rana temporaria (common frog) is the source of this 1291-nucleotide messenger RNA. RefSeq names its product family with sequence similarity 167 member A (gene FAM167A). Lineage: Eukaryota; Metazoa; Chordata; Amphibia; Anura; Ranidae. The record is from RefSeq and is a predicted model, not a curated record. The transcript is spliced from 3 exons. Bases 367 to 996 code for a protein of 209 amino acids.
ACGCAACAAAAAAGUCAUUUGGAGAAAAAAAAAAAAAAAGAGAGAGGGACAUAGAAAAUGGGGAGGCACAGCCCAGAGUGAAUGCAGACAAGACACAGCAGCCAGCAUGCACAAUGACCUGCAGGUUGGGAGGAGAUGCAGACAGUAACAUCUGUGCAGCAAGAAGACCACAAGAAACAGAAGCCAGGACUGCUUCGGUGAGCCUCCCUGUCUGACUCUUAUUGGUGUUACAGUCAAAUUCAUGAGUCAUCAGUAGAUAUUUAUUCCAAAAUGGGAGAAACAGACGGUUGAUGAGACCAGCCAGACGCACCAUGAGGACCGUAUAACGAAUUAUUAUCACCAUUGAGCUACGUGAGAAUUAUUAUCAUGUCAUUACCAAAGAUCCAGGUGGAGGAAGCUGACGAGGAAGCAGGUAGCAGCUCCAUCCCACCAGGUGACGACCAUCUGAGGAACUUGAAGGCCCUGACAGAGAAGCUGAGGUUAGAAACCCGCAGGCCAUCUUACCUCGAAUGGAGGGCAAAGCUUGAGGAUCAGCCAUGGAAGAACCCAGAAGCUCCCGUGGAACAAGAAGUCCAAGAAACCAGCCAAGGUGAUGAUGGGACAUUCCAACCACUAGAGAUUAAACAGAUUCAGAAAAGCUUGGGCCCCCCAAAGCAGAACUCUACGGAGUCAAAGAAAAUACACGGCUUUGACAGUAUUGAUGAAGCCCUUAACUGGCUAAGGAAGGAGCUGACAGAAAUGCGUCUCCAGGACCAGCAGUUGGCCAGACAGCUCAUGAGGCUGCGAAGCGACAUCAACAAGCUAAAGAUCGAGCAGACGUGUCACCUUCAUCGGAGAAUGUUGAAUGAUGCCACCUAUGAACUGGAAGAGAGGGAUGAGCUAUCGGAUCUGCUCUGUGACUUCCCCAUGAUGUCCUCUUUUGGCCUCUCUACUCCUCUGAAACUUAUUGGAGUUACCAAAAUGAACAUCAAUUCUCGGAGGUUCUCCCUCUGCUAGAACCUUGGAAAGCUCUCCAGUGGCUCCUCCAUUAACACAGACAUUAGAUUUUGCUGCCUUAUAUAAACACCAGCCAAUCACAUAUCUUGACACUGUGUCCAGUGACACAUGGUAUGUAGCAAUGCCUGGCAGUGAACCCUAGUCCAAACGGACCAACCUGGACAAUCAGUUUGUUCAUCAUUAUUCAAGAGGACCUUUCAUGUGCAUAUCUACUGUUAUAAAUAUCAAGAUAGGACACAUACAUGGAUGGAGUUCCGUAGCACGGUGGUGGAUAUGGAAUGUAACCUUAAGGCUU